Camellia sinensis is the source of this 1068-nucleotide messenger RNA. NCBI's taxonomy places the organism in Eukaryota, Viridiplantae, Streptophyta, Magnoliopsida, Ericales, Theaceae. The record is from RefSeq and is a predicted model, not a curated record.
AUGCCGCCACCAAAGCCAAAAAGAACAAAAAGGGCUCAGCCAAAGGCCAAAGUGACUCAGGUUGAAUCUGAGGACACUUUGCCUAUUUCCAAACUGGUUGAGAGUAAGAAGGCUUCUUCUGCUCCUGCAAAAAGGUCUGCUGAAACCCCACCCUCUGAGUCCACACAGUCAAAGAAGCCAAGGUCGGCCUCAGCUACUACCUCGGGGUCCAAGAAACCGGAUGUCCCUAGGGCUCCCAAAAUUACUUUGGAAGACAGGCCAAUUAUGUCCAAUGAAAGCGCCAACGACAUAAAUGUCGGCGUUGCCCUCAGCACGGCGUUGCUUCUUCCGGGUGACCUCGAGCGAAAUGCUGAGUAUAGUGAGUACGAGAAUUACGCUCUAAUGUUCCAGCACUCCGUUCAAGAGAACAAAACUCCCGAAUCAAAGAUGAAAGAACUGGAAGACCAGGCUGAGGCUGCCACCAAAGCCCAAACCCUUGCCGAGGAGAAGGCCGAAUCUGCCGAGGCUAUUAAGAUGGUUGCCGAGGCCGAAAAGAGAGAGGCCGAGGACAAAAAGGCCCAAGCGGAAAAGGAACUUCAAGAUGCGUUAUCUACUAAAGACGCCAAAAUCAAGGCGGCCGACGAAAAGGCCUAUGCUCAAGGAAUAGCCGAUGUUACAGAAGAAUACAAACUACAAGUUAGGCAGGUGUGCAACAGGGGCUUCUCCCUUGGUUGGAUGGCCCUUGCAAAAAAACUUAAUCUUCCUGAGAAUUCACCAUUGCGCCAAGCCGACGCUAUUCCUCUUCCAUUUCCUCCACCUUCACCUCUAAGCCAAGCUGAAGAUGAAUCUGAGUCUGAAUCUGAGGAUGAGGAUAAGGAUGAUAAUGAAGCUUUGGAUGAGGAGGUUAUCAAGGAGACCACUCCUGAGCAAGCAUCAUCUGAUGUUCCUCAAAUUGGCAAGAGCGUUGAUGAAACUCUUGCCGAGAUUGAUGCAGAACUUGCAAUGGAGAAGGCGGCCGAAGUAGCUCUUCAAGAAUCUGCAGAGGUCCAAACCAAAGUUGCUCUUGAGGCUGAGGAACCACAACUUUGA